Molecule: messenger RNA, 16424 nt
Organism: Cyprinodon tularosa
Lineage: Eukaryota; Metazoa; Chordata; Actinopteri; Cyprinodontiformes; Cyprinodontidae
Product: ankyrin-3-like
Exons: 49
Coding region: 399-14321 (4640 amino acids)
Biological process (GO): regulation of cardiac muscle contraction; protein localization to T-tubule; signal transduction
Cellular component (GO): T-tubule
Molecular function (GO): protein binding
Source: RefSeq, a predicted model, not a curated record
UCCACCCGGUUUGUCCUCACCUCUCCUGGACAUGCUCCUCUCACACUGCCAGAGGAGGACGCACGAGGAGGAGGAGAAGGAGAAAGAGGAGAUGAGGAGAAGCAGCUGCCUCUUCUCUCCUAUUGCUCCAUCACUUUAAAAUGAGAAGAGCAACAACCAAAAGAAAACAGGACACAGGAAUUACUUUGGUACCAGAACCCCUACUCUUCCCCAUUCUCAUUUUCAAGGAGGGCAUUUUUCUUCCCUUUCCCCCCCUUUCCUUUUCUACCCCGAUUUUUUCCUCUGAGGUCCCGGUUUUGUUUUUGUCAUCAGCAAGCCCCUGAACUUCUCUGGGAUUUCAGGUGAGGCGCGCGUGUGCAGUGUGUGGUGCCUUUCCCCAUCAUUUUUCUCUACCUAUCAUGGCUCACGCGGCCUCCCAGCUGAAGAAGAAUCGGGGGGAAGUGGAUGUGAAUGCAUUAGAGGACGAGAAGGAGAAGCGGAGGAAGAGCAGGAGAGCAUCGUCCCGGGAACAAAAGAGAAAGUCUGACAGUAAUGCUAGUUACCUGCGAGCUGCCCGGGCGGGAAACCUUGAAAAAGUCCUUGACUACCUCAAGUCUGGAGUUGAGAUCAACAUUUGCAAUCAGAAUGGGCUAAAUGCUCUACACCUGGCCUCCAAAGAGGGACAUGUAGAGGUUGUUGCUGAGCUGCUGAAGCUUGAAGCAACAGUGGAUGCAGCCACAAAGAAAGGAAACACUGCUCUGCACAUAGCCUCACUGGCUGGCCAGACGGAAGUCGUCAAAGAGCUGGUCACUAACGGAGCCAAUGUCAACGCACAAUCUCAGAAUGGCUUCACUCCUCUAUACAUGGCGGCCCAGGAGAAUCACCUGGAGGUGGUGCGGUUCCUUCUGGAGAACAACGCCAGCCAGAGUAUUGCCACCGAGGAUGGCUUCACCCCUCUAGCGGUGGCCCUCCAGCAGGGCCAUGACCAGGUGGUCUCCCUGCUACUGGAGAACGAUACAAAGGGCAAGGUGCGUCUGCCUGCCCUGCACAUCGCUGCACGCAAGGAUGACACCAAGGCCGCGGCCCUGCUCCUUCAGAAUGACCACAAUGCCGACGUGGAGUCCAAGAGUGGCUUUACCCCCCUGCACAUCGCUGCUCAUUAUGGCAACAUUAACGUGGCCACAUUGCUGUUGAACAGAGGGGCUGCUGUGGACUUCAUGGCUAGGAAUGACAUCACUCCACUUCAUGUGGCAUCAAAAAGGGGCAACAGCAACAUGGUGAAGUUACUACUAGACAGAGGGGCCAAAAUAGAUGUAAAGACCAAGGACGGUCUAACACCUCUUCACUGUGGAGCGAGGAGCGGCCAUGAACAGGUGGUAGAAAUCCUGUUGGACCGAGGAGCUCCUAUCCUGUCCAAGACCAAGAACGGCCUGUCACCGCUGCACAUGGCCACUCAGGGGGACCACCUGAACUGCGUCCAGCUCCUGCUGCAUCACGAUGUGCCGGUGGAUGAUGUCACCAACGACUACCUGACUGCACUGCAUGUUGCUGCACACUGCGGGCACUACAAGGUGGCCAAGCUCAUCGUGGACAAGAAGGCUAACCCAAAUGCAAAGGCUCUGAAUGGUUUCACUCCUCUUCAUAUCGCCUGCAAGAAGAACAGAGUGAAAGUGAUGGAGCUCUUGCUGAAGCAUGGUGCUUCUAUCCAGGCUGUUACAGAGUCUGGCCUAACGCCAAUCCAUGUGGCAGCCUUCAUGGGCCAUGAGAACAUCGUUCAUGCGCUGACACGCCACGGAGCAUCACCAAACACAACCAACGUUCGAGGGGAGACGGCUCUCCACAUGGCAGCAAGGGCAGGCCAGGCAGAUGUAGUUCGAUACCUGCUGAAGAAUGGUGCCAAGGUGGACACCAAGUCUAAGGACGACCAGACAGCGUUGCACAUCUCCAGUCGGCUAGGAAAGGUUGACAUCGUCCAGCAGCUGCUGCAUUGUGGUGCAUCUGCCAACUCUGCCACCACUUCAGGUUAUACUCCCCUACACCUGGCCGCCCGUGAAGGACACCAAGAUGUUGCGUCCAUGCUGCUGGAGAACGGUGCCUCACUUUCAUCCUCCACAAAGAAAGGGUUCACUCCGCUGCAUGUAGCAGCCAAGUAUGGUAAGAUGGAAGUGGCCAGUUUGCUCCUUCAGAAGAGAGCCCCGCCGGACGCUGCCGGAAAGAGUGGCCUAACUCCGCUCCAUGUAGCCGCCCACUACGAUAAUCAGAGAGUGGCGCUGUUGUUACUGGAUCAGGGAUCUUCACCACAUGCUGCCGCCAAGAAUGGCUACACACCUCUCCACAUCGCUGCCAAAAAGAGCCAAAUGGACAUCGGGACCACACUGCUGGAGUACGGCGCGGACACCAACGCAAUGACACGGCAGGGCAUCACUCCAAUUCAUCUGGCAGCCCAGGAGGGCAGCGUGGACCUAGUGUCCCUUCUGCUGGCUAAGAAUGCUAACGUCAAUGUGUGCAAUAAGAGCGGACUCACGCCCCUGCACUUAGCAGCUCAGGAAGAUAGAGUCAAUGUUGCAGAAGUCCUUCUAAACCACGGUGCGGAUGUUGACCCACAAACUAAGAUCGGUUACACCCCGCUACAUGUGGCUUGUCACUACGGCAAUGCAAAGAUGGUGAAUUUCCUUUUGGAGAACCAUGCCAAAGUCAAUGCCAAAACAAAGAAUGGCUACACUCCACUCCACCAAGCGGCUCAGCAGGGACACACCCACAUCAUCAACCUACUGCUUCAGCACGGAGCCUCAGCUAACGAGCUCUCUGUGAAUGGGAACACUGCCCUUUCCAUUGCCCGUCGUCUGGGUUAUAUCUCUGUGGUGGACACUCUGAGGCCCAUGACCGAUGAAAAUCUCUCAGCCAUGAGUCCAUCAGAAAAACACAAAAUCAACGUCCCAGAGACCAUAAACGAGUUCCUGGACAUGUCAGAUGAUGAAGGUGAGGAUGCCAUGACCGGUGACACAGACAAAUACCUGCGACCUCAGGACCUGAAGGAGCUUGGGGAUGAUUCUCUCCCCCAGGAGGGCUAUAUGGGCCUCAGCAUAGGGGCCCGCUCCGCCAGCCCUAGAAUCAGCCUCCACUCAUUCAGUUCGGAUAGGUCCAACACUCUCAACCGGAGCUCCUUUGCCAGAGACAGCAUGAUGAUUGAGGAGAUUCUGGCCCCCCCAAAAGAUCCGCUUCAGACUGUCUGUAAAGACAUUUUCUACCUGGUCGACCCACAUAACAAGCACCUCGCCGUGACCGGGGACUAUAGUUCAGACUGUAUGCGCCGCUACAGCUGGACUCCGGACACUGUGGACCACAGUCACAACACUGCUUCCAGCCCUAUUCACUCUGGCUGCUCGUCCCCGUUCGCUCAGUAUGACCCAAGGUUCUUGGUCAGCUUCAUGGUGGAUGCUCGUGGUGGUUCAAUGAGAGGAAGCCGUCACAAUGGGAUGCGCAUCAUCAUUCCUCCCAGGAAUUGCACGGCACCUACGCGCAUCACCUGUCGCUUAGCCAAAAGGCACAAACUGGCCUAUCCUCCGCCUAUGGUGGAGGGAGAGGGGCUGGUCAGUCGAUUAAUUGAGGUCGGACCUGCUGGUGCUCAGUUUCUUGGACCUGUUAUUGUGGAAAUCCCUCAUUUUGGUUCAAUGAGAGGGAAAGAAAGGGAGCUGAUUGUGUUAAGGAGUGAUAACGGGGACACUUGGAAGGAACACCAGUUUGACACUAGGCCAGAAGACCUCACGGAACUGCUCGCUGGGAUGGAUGAAGAGAUGGACAGUCCCGAGGAGUUGGAGAAGAAGCGGAUCUGCCGCAUCAUCACAAGGGAUUUUCCGCAGUAUUUUGCUGUGGUGUCCAGGAUCAAGCAAGAGUCCAAUCACAUGGGUCCUGACGGAGGCGUCCUCUCCUGCAGCACGGUGCAGAUGGUCCAAGCCUCGUUUCCACAGGGAGCUCUAACCAAGAGGAUCCGUGUGGGUCUGCAGGCUCAGCCAGUGCCAGAUGAGUUAGUUAGGGCGGUCCUUGGAAACAGAGCAACCUUCAGCCCCAUCGUCACCGUUGAGCCUAGAAGGAGAAAGUUUCACAAGCCGAUCACUAUGACGAUCCCAGUCCCUCCCCGAUCGGCAGAAGGUCAUCCUAGUGGCCAGCGAGGCGAGUCUGCGCCAUGCCUGCGCUUGCUCUGCAGCAUCACAGGAGGGACGUCUCCUGCACAGUGGGAGGACAUCACAGGAACCACACCGCUGUCCUUUGUAACUGACUGUGUCUCCUUCACCACAAAUGUAUCGGCCAGGUUCUGGCUUGCAGACUGUCACCAGAUUCCUGAGACGGUAAGUCUAGCGUCUCAGUUAUACCGGGAGCUGAUCUGCGUGCCAUACCUGGCCAAGUUUGUGGUGUUUGCAAAAAUGAAUGACACUGUGGAGGCCCGGCUGCGCUGCUUCUGCAUGACCGACGACAAGGUGGACAAGACCUUAGAGCAGCAGGAAAACUUUGAGGAAGUGGCACGCAGCAAAGACAUUGAGGUUCUUGAGGGAAAACCCAUCUAUGUGGAUUGCUAUGGCAACCUUUCACCUCUCACCAAAAGCGGGCAGCAGUUGGUUUUUAACUUCUACUCUUUCAAGGAAAACAGACUUCCUUUCAAUGUGAAGGUUCGAGAUGUAGGCCAGGAGCCCUGUGGCCGCCUCUCCUUCCUGAGAGAACCCAAAACUGCUAAAGGCCUUCCACAGACUGCCAUAUGCAAUUUGAAUAUAACACUGCCGACUCACAAGAAGGAUAUGGAGUCUGACCCUGAUGAUGAGACUGAAAAGCCAGAACGACGUCAUACCUUUGCCUCCUUAGCUUUGCGUAAGCGCUACAGCUAUUUGACUGACCCAGCAGCGAAAACAACUGAUCGAAGCCCGCCAAGAACACAGGCUUCUGGCUACCCUCACAAACCUGUCUUUUCAACAAGGUCUUAUCAGGCGUGGUCGCCUGUUCCUAUCACCGUCCCUGGCCAAGCAAAGUCUGGGUUUGGUUCCCUCUCAAGCUCAUCAUCAAACACGCCUUCUGCCUCUCCCUUGAAAUCUGUAUGGUCCAUCAACUCUGCUUCCCCCAUUAAGACCAAUAUCCCUGGAUCACCAGCCUCCUCUGUAAAGUCAGUUAGUGACACAGCCUCUCCCAUUCGAUCGUACAGAUCUAUUUCAUCUCCUAUAAAAACUGUAAUCCACCAAUCCCAGUACCCUGUUCAGGUGUCCCCCAGCCCCAUGGCCUCUCCUGGUAAAAGUACUUCAGACCCUUUGUCAAUGAAAGGAUUUUCGGCAUUGUCCUGUAGAACCCCUAUCACAUCACCUGGAGGCGGAAGUCCUUAUCUUGAAAGAACAUCUAUGGGUCUGACCCCACCAACCUCUCCAAAAUCUUCUUUUAGCAUGUUUGGGUCUCCCCUGCCAUAUAAAACUAUAUUGGGAAGUUCAACUGGUACAACGCCAUCCUCCUCACCCAUUAAAACAGUCCCUGGUCUUACAUCUGUACGUUCUCUUGCAAUGGAUUCCACUGCUCCUGUAAGAAGCCUGUUCUCCUCUCUUUCCUCACCUAUUAAAUCCUCCAACCCUCCAAGUGCUGCUGCUCUGAUUAAUGGAACUGUUUCACCUGCACAGUACCGCUCUUCAUCCCCAACAACUCAUCUUGUGAGCAGCCUACAAGAAAGAAUACAAGCAACCACCAACGCUGCUACUACAAGUGUUGAUGCAGCCUUUGAUGAGGUUGAAAAGACAUUCAAUUCUUGCUCUGCAGGUUACGGCACUUUAAAGUCUUUUUCUUCGUCUGCCUCCUCCUCAUACCAGUCCAUGAGGUCAUCAGCAUCUGGUUCACUCUACGCCUCCCUAAGAUCUCCUCCUAAUGUCACAACUGCUGUAACUUCAAGUACAAUGACUGUUCCAGUAUACUCUGUGAUGAAUGUGGUGCCAGAGUCCCAGUUGAAAAGGAGAACCGAGGUGCCUCCCUCAGUGGCUGUCCUUCUGUCGCCUAGAAAAAGUAUUCCUUCUGAUGGGAAUACUCAGCCCUCAUUUGCCAAAACUCUGUCCCCUGUCAAAGCACCCCUUUAUUCUUCCAGCAUCAAAUCCAGCAUGGCAUCACCAUUGUCAUCAAGCCAAGAAAUUCUAAAGGAUGUAGCUGAAAUGAAAGAGGACUUGAUAAGAAUGUCAGCCAUUUUGCAGACAGACCCAAACUCUACAGCUAGCAAAGGGUUUCAGUCUGAUUCUCCCAAAGAGGCUAAGAUAGAGGAUGAGGAGCCAUAUCGGAUUGUGGAGAAAGUAAAACAAGACUUGGUAAAAGUAAGUGAAAUCCUGACUAAAGAUUCCAGGAAGGAUGGUAGGAUUUCUCCAUCUAGAGGUUCUUUGGAUGACAUACAAUUUUCAAAAGUGCAAGUUGAACAGCCACCAAGCAACUGGAGCUAUCCACCAAGAUAUGAGACAGUUGUUUCUCAAGCAAGAUCAAAAAACAUACCUGAUAGAGAUAUUAAUCUGUCUAAAGUGGUUGACUACCUAGCCAAUGAUGUUGGCACCAACACGUUCUCUAAAAUGCAUGACAUAAAACAGAAAGCAGAUGAAGGAAAAAGAGAAGGAGAGGGCAAAGAGAAGCAGAAACGAAUCCUAAAACCCACUAUAGCUGUUCAGGAGCAUAAGCUCAAAAUGCCUCCAACAACCAUGCGAUCUUCUCCCUCUGAAAAAGAAAUGAGUAAAGUGACUGAUGCACUUUUUGGUGGUGACACUGUGCUGGAAUCCCCUGACGACAUAUCCCAUGAGCAGGAUAAAAGUCCUCUCUCAGACAGUGGGUUUGAGACCAGGAGUGAGAGGACACCUUCAGCUCCUCAAAGUGCAGAAGGCACAGGUCCCAAGGCUCCAUUUCAGGAUAUCACAGUACCACCAGUUAUCACAGAGACUAGAACUGAAGUUGUGCAUGUCAUCAGGAGCUAUGAACCAGAGGAUGACAAGCAGUUAACAAUGGAAGAUGCAGAUUCUGAUAGAAAAAUAGACCCAGAUUUAAAGGGGCAUCAGACUCCUUCUUUAUCACUUCCAGACCAGAAUAAAUGCUAUUCUGUGAAAGGUAGCCCUGAUGAAGAUCCAAUGGGAAAGGGAAUGAGGGUGAAAGAGGAAACUCACAUCACUACCACCACCAGGAUGGUGUACCACAAACCAACUGGCAAAGAAGCUGCAUCUGAGAGGUGUGAAGAAACAAUGUCGGUGCAUGAUAUCAUGAGGGCUUUUCAGUCAGGAAAGGACCCCUCUAGAGAGCUGGCUGGAUUGUUUGAACACAAGUCUUGCAAUGAGGAAGUGUCACAAAGAUUGCUUGAGGACUCCAAACCUAAGGUUGAAAGAAUAAUUGAGGUUCAUAUUGAAAAGGGCAGUAAAACAGAACCAACAGAAGUAAUAAUUAGAGAGACAAAAAAUCAUGCAGAGAAAGACAUGUAUUACUACCAUGGGAGUAGACAAGAAGACGAGGAGCCCGAGGAGUCACUUCCAGUGUACCUUGAGUCCCCUAGAAUGAAUACCCCUUUGUCACAGGAAGAAGACAGUCGUCCCACUUCUGCUCAGCUAGUGUCCGAUGACUCCUAUAAAACAUUAAAGCUACUUAGCCAGCAAUCUGUAGAGUACCAUGAUGAUGAAUCAUCGGAGCUUAGAGGAGAAUCAUACAACUUUGCUGAAAAAAUGCUAUUAUCUGAGAAAAUUGAUCAAUCUCAUUCAGACACUGAAGAGUACCUGAGAGAUAGAUCCCGGUACCAUUCACCUGACAGAAGCACUCCCAGUAAGGGUAGGUCAUCUGCGCCUAGAACUGAGUAUGUAUUUCGGUCAUCAAGAAAUGUCUUUGAUAAAUCGGGUCGAAUGGCUAAUGUUGAUGAUAACUUUGACAAACUAACACUUUUGCAAUAUUCCUCAGAGCCUGGUAGCCCUAAGCAGUCUGUUUGGAUGCGUGUGCCAGAUGACACACACAGUAAGGAGAAAGAACAAGUUGUAUAUGAGGACAGAGUGGAUAGGACUGUAAAAGAGGCAGAGGAAAAACUUAGCGAGGUAUCUCAGUUUUUUCGGGAUAAAACAGAACAGCUUAAUGAUGAACUGUCAUCUCCAGAGAAGAAGUCUCGAAGAUCAGACUUCAGGGAAUCCCGAUCAGGGCCGAGUUCAACCCAAAGUAGCCCAGAGAGGUCACCCUAUAAAAGUGGGACAAAUGGGGAGGAGUGGAACAGAGAAAGAUUAAGAGAUAGAUUUGGUCCUAGUGAUAGAAAAUGUGCCAGUUUACCUAGCAGUCCCGAAAGAAGGGUAUUGCUCCAGUUAAGUGAUGCUGACUCUAGAAAACAAGGAGAUGGAAAAUUACAGGAAAGUGUUAGUGAUUGUCCUAAAUCUUUUCAAGUGUCUUCUUCCAAAGUGAGUGCAGUCAGAUUAAAGUUUGAACAAGAGGCUCAAAAGCAAGACAGGGUAAGUCCAGGGAGUCAUACCCAAAAUUCUCCUAUCAGGAAACUUCAGGAAACGAGACUACCAGUAUAUCAAAUGUUUUCUGGGUCUAGUAUUCAAAAAGUACCUGACAGUCCAGCAACCCAAAGAAAAUACCCAGAUACUACGUCACAUAAGCCAUCGCCCUGUCAGGAAACCAGUCGAAAAGAUCAGGAAGACAGCAAAUCAUUCAAAGCAUGGGAAAGCCAGAGGUAUGGACACUGUAAACCUCAGUCUUCAAAAUUAUCAAAUUAUUUGGCUCAUGAUUCUGUAAAAGAUUGCAGUAGUGAUUCCCAAAGGCAAGAAACAACUAAAAAGAUAAUUUAUACAGAAUUUGUUGUCAGAGAAGGUACAAGUACCAAUGACAGUAAAAAAAAAAACUCGGAAUCACAAAUUCCUGUAAAAAAAUCAUUUAAUUUUUCAGAAAACCACAAAUCCACCUCUUUAAAAUUAGAUGAACCAAAUGAAAUACCUGGGCAUCCAACAUCUACUUUAGGUAGAAAUCUGUUACACAGCAGCUCUGAAUCAAAUAAGUCUACUCACCGACGAUCCUUAGGAAAAUCCAUAGAAAGUAGCCAGUCAAAUGUAGUGUGUAAUGGUAUUGAUGAUGAUCAGGUACAAUACUUGGAUCAAGCAAUUCCGGUAGUUGUGACUGAGGGUUUCAAAGAUAUUAAACCUUUACCAGUGUAUGUCAGCAUCCAAGUUGGAAAGCAAUAUGAGAAGGAAACAACUUCAGGGCAGAAGGGGACUUACAAAAAGAUUGUGAGUCAUGAGAGUAGAACAGUACAUGAAACGAGAGGUGCAGUCUGCAGUGUCAAACAGAAACAGUCUCCUUCUCCUCAAGGAAGUCCAGAAGAUGACACUCUUGAACAGGUAACUUUCAUGGAUAGCUCGGGGAAAAGCCCUGUAACUCCUGAGACUCCAAGCUCGGAGGAACUGAGCUUAGCGUCAAGAACACCAGACUCUGUGAUUGGUUUCAUGACUGGCAUGCCAAGCCCUAUCCCUGAGGAAUCUGAGGAGGAAGAUGGAAAGACCUUCAUCUAUAAAGAACCAUUAAAAGAAAAACCUAAGUCAGCCACCUCAGAGACUCCCAGUAAAAAGCAGGAUGCAGAAAGAGGGAAGUCAAAGGAGAAAAGAGUUGCCUAUAUAGAGUUUCCACCCCCGCCUCCAUUAGAGUCAGAGCAGUCCAGUGCUAAGAAAAGGACUGCAUGUACUACCUCUGAGGCAGAGACAGAGAUGAUGGAGGUAAAUCUGCAAGAGGAGCAUGACAGACACCUUCUAGCUGAGCCUAUUAUUCGAGUCCAGCCUCCAUCCCCUAUCCCCCCAGGAGCUGAUAACAGUGAUUCUAGCGAUGAUGAGUCUGUCUUCCAUCCUGCCCCUGUCAAAAAGUACACCUUUAAAAUUAAAGAAGAUGGAGAAAAAUGUCAGAAAAACAAAAAGUUUGAGAAAGAUGGAAAUGGAAAGGAGUCUGGUGCUAAUGGUGGUGGAAAGGGAGAGGACACUGAAUUGGAACAAAAUGGAAAUGAUCAGUCAAUCACUGACUGCUCAAUAGCUACAACCGCUGAGUUCUCCCAUGACACAGAUGCUACAGAGAUUGACUCUUUAGAUGGAUAUGACCUUCAGGAUGAAGAUGACGGACUAAGUGAAGACCCUAAAACAUCUAGCUUGUCCAAUGACGGGAAAACUGCUGACCGUUCAUUUAAUCAGUCCAAGCUUGAAGUAAUAGAAGAAGAGAAAUGUGAGGAAGGAGGUGACAUUGGAAAGAAUAAAAGUAGUGCAUCUGCAGCAAAAGCAAGUGGUGAUAAGAAAGACUAUACCCUUGAAGGAAGACACCCAGAUAGAAAGAGCUCUGGGGAGAACUAUUUUGGAUACCAACUUCAAGAUGAGUUAAAUACAACCUUUAAAACUGUUGCUACAAAAGGUCUGGACUUUGACCCUUGGUCAACAAAAGGUGUAGAUAAUGAAGGGCUUUUUGAGUCUAAAGCAAAAGAAGAGGACCCAAAACCUUACAGUUUGUCGGCUGAGGAAAAAUCACAGGCUACAACACCUGACACAACCCCUGCUCGAACACCAACUGAUGAGAGCACGCCAACUAGUGAGCCUAACCCCUUCCCUUUCCAUGAAGGGAAGAUGUUUGAGAUGACACGCAGUGGUGCUAUUGACAUGAGCAAGCGGGACUUUGUUGAAGAGAGGCUUCAGUUUUUCCAGAUUGGUGAGCAUUCCUCUGACCCUACAACAGGGGAAAGGGGGAGAGGGGGAAUGAUCCAGGGGGUACCUUCCUCUCAGUCAAAAACUGGGGAGAGGUCAACAGUAGAUGGAAAGGUGACGGUUGUAGAUGUUACCUUAGACAGCAGCAGCACUAGACCAACAACACCAGCUACAACUGCAGCCAAAUACAAUCCUGCACAGCCUGGCAGUGACAUAGGUUGUGCUGUUACUAAUAUCCCUGCCUGUGAAGCCAUAGCUGAGACUGCCUCUUCAUGCACAAUCACUGCCUCUAAGGUUGAUUCCAAAUUACGAACUCCCAUUAAAAUGGGCAUAGCUGCCUCCAUAACUGUAAAGAAAGACUCAGGGGAUCUCCUGGACAGUAAAACUGAGUUGUCUGAGGGUCAGGUGGUGCCAGAAUACAUUAGUAUAGAGGGUAGGUGUUUGGAGAAACAGCCUAGCAGCCAUGCUGAGCCUAGGAAAGAAAAAAAAGAAUAUCCAUCUGAAAACUGCAACAACAACAAUAACUUGGAAUCAUCCAGUGUUCAGGCCAACUAUAUUCAUUGUGGUAGUUUAGUUUUUAAUUUACAGUCUUCCUCUGAGCCCACUCUACAGAAAGCUAGCAGAAUAGAAACCCUAUGCUGUAAAGAUAAGAAUGAGAGAGUCGAAGAGCCCACUAGCACUCAGGUUCAAGAGCAGAAAACAGAAGUAGUUAAAGAAAGUGAGGCAAAGCUGCCCAGGUCGAGGCUUCCUGUCAAAGCAUCAGGGUGGUCUUUUCAUACACAGGGAACGACUGUUGGGAAGCAGAAACCCAAACAAGCAGUAACAGGUGAGGUCAGGAAAAGAGGAGAUCCAUUGAUUGCUAAAGUUGAGCCUAGAUCAAGGAUACCGGUCAAAGAUGUUAAGAGGAUCAGUCAUGCUUCCACAGUUAGCUUACCUGUCUCAGUUCGUAUUACAUCACGUCCUGUAAAGACACUGAAUACAGCAAGAGCAGCCGUACAGCUACCCACAAGGCAACCACAAAAGGAUAAGCAUCAGGUCUGCAGUGUCACCAAUGAAGGAGCAUCUAGACAGAAUAGACAGGAAAACCCUAGUGAACUUUGUAAGCGCACCAUCGAAUACUUUAAAGACAUUAGCGGGGAGACGCUAAAGUUGGUGGAUCGCCUGUCAGACGAGGAGAAAAAGACGCAAACAGAGCAGUCGGAGGAAGACAGCACCUCCCGAAGCACCUCUCUGUCGGACGCCUCCCAGCCUUCCCAGCCCUCCCAGCCCUCCCGCUCAUCCAGGUCUGGUAGAGGUUCGAGGGCUGAGGCCGGGGCCGCGUCCGUAAGGGCAAAGGUGGCGACGACGGACAGGGCUUCCGGCAGUGAGAGGAGGAGAAGGAGUAGGCGGACUGGUGGGAAGGAGGGCAGUCAGGGACUCACAGGGUCUCGAACGCCUCCCAUCGCGGAGAUCAAGCCUAGUCCCCAAAGUCCUUGUGAGCGAACAGACCUGCGCAUGGCCAUCGUUGCAGAUCACCUGGGCCUCAGCUGGACAGAGCUGGCUCGGGAGAUGAACUUCACAGUGGAUGAGAUCAACCACAUAAGACUUGAGAACCCAAACUCUCUGACGGCACAGAGCUUCAUGCUUCUUAAAAAAUGGGUCAGUCGUGAAGGGAAAAAUGCCACAACGGAUGCCUUAACUGAAGUGCUGACCAAAGUCAAUCGGAUGGAUAUUGUGACUUUGCUGGAGGGCCCAAUAUUUGACUAUGGUAACAUUUCAGGCACGAGAUGUUUUGCCGAUGAUAACGCUGUUUUCCGGGAUCAGGCUGAUGAUUAUCAGAGCAUUCUAGCUGAGCUGCAGUCUCCUGCUGCUCUGCACUCCACUCCCCACUUCCUGGAGCCUGAACUCCCAGUCACCCCCAACCCUUCCCUUCCUCAGCAUCAGCAUCUCCAUUACCCCAAACCAGACUCCUCUCUUCAGACUUACAGUAACCCGCAGCUCACUGCCUGGAGCCCAGAGGUUGAAGCUUGUAGCAAAGAGCCAGAGAGCUCCCCUAAGAGUCCCCCAAGGCCCUGUGACCUUGCUCUGCCCGUUCCAACCUUUGAUUUUCCCGAUCCUCUUCCUUCUAAGGUCAGAAAGCCCCAUAUUGCUUUAAAUGACCAGCUUCUUUUGAGUGAAGAGGAGGACAGAUCUUUUCAAGAAAUGCAGCCAACCCUCAAGCCCAGGUCACAGUCCUUCCCAACAAUGUGUGAAUUGGACGUUGAAAUGGCAUUCUCUACGUCUUCACCUUCGCUGUCAUUCAUGUCUUCAAUAACUCCAUCAUCCUCCGACAGAACGUGUUUUGGUGUGCCGAUGGUCAACACCCUUGAUGCGGCACAAGACGACGUAGGUCAGAAAGGAAGUCAAAUGGAAGUCAAAGAAGAAAUUGAAAAGGUUGUUGCAGCUCAGUUAGCAGAGAGGAGUGGAUUAGUGCAGAAGUUGGUAGAACAAGAAUUGAUUAAAAAUGUGGAGAGAAAGUGUGAGAUGGUUGCAAAAGACAGGUCUCAGUUGGAAGAAGAAAAAACAAAAUUGGUGGAACAGAAAUGGUCUACAGAGCAGGCCAAAAGUCAUGUUAAUGUGCAGCACGAUGGUGUUCAAGAUGGGAAUAAAACAGGGGUAUAUAAGGAGGAGAAGGCUAGAGAUGAACAAAAUUUCUUAACGGAGAAUAUUAAUCUAAUAAAAACUGAACAUAAAGGAUUGAAAGAGGUUGUUUUUCAACCUCCGGCUGCUGGGGAUGAAGUACAAGUGAAGGAAAAAUUGGAAGAGGUUGAUUUAGAACUGUGUUAUAAAGAAGAAGCACCAGAACAUCAGCCUGUUUCUGAAAUUUCCCCUCAAGCUUGGGUUGAAGCGCUUGAGCAACUUCAGCCUAGUGAGUCUGGAUCCAAUGAGGAAGAACAGCAACGAGACAGAGAAAUGCCAGAGGAAGGAUCUUUGUUGGAGGAGGUGAUUAAAGAAGGCUCAGAGGAAAAGAAGGAGCAGGACACAGAAGUGAUUGAAUCAAGGCAUCAGAAGAGUUUUGAGGAGGUUGAACAUGCAGAAAAAAACAUAUGCUCACUUUCAGGAUGGCACAGUGAUUCAUCCAGCGUCAAUGUUGAGCCACCAACACCAGGCCGCAGUGUCAGCUCAGACCUACUGGACAGACAGGAAAGCCAGGAAAACUCUAGUGAGUCUAUCACCUCCUCGUCCAGAGCUGAAUCAGGGAGAUCCCGACCUAAUGGCGACAACUCAAAGCACUCACCUCAGGACGCCUCAUCGGAGUCAUCUAAUGGAAGAAAAGACAGCACACUAGUGUCGGAGAAAAAAAUUCAGCGGGUUAGUGUAGAUUCCGGUUCAGAUGAAGAACAGACUGUGACCACCAGAAUCUUCCGCCGUCGUCUCAUUUUAAAGGGAGAAGAAGCCAAAAACAUCCCAGGCGAGUCUAUGACAGAAGAGCACUAUAUGGACAAGGAUGGUAACCUCAUCAGUAGAAAAGUGAUCAGGAAAGUGAUUCGACGAGUCUCAACUCCAACUCCAGAAAACCAAGGAGGUGACAGGUGGAAAAGUGACUUUCACCACAGUCCCAUUCAGCAGGACUUUGGUUCUGAGCAGGGUGAUGGAGUAAGGAAAUGCAGACGAUCAGGGGAUAAAAAGCACCACUCGUAGGAAUGGUUUGGAGUUAUCAGGCUCACAGGAACCAUUGUUUAAGUCACCUGGGAACAACUGCUCAAACCAUUUUGAGGGUUCCAUUCAUUGGGAAGCAAUUAAAUAAAAGCUCCAGUCUGCUUCAAACAAGUGAUAUUUCUUUCCCGUAAGAGGAGUCAGACACUCUCGGUUUUACGCAUGAGCAUGAAAAACUCACUUUGGGUUAGUAAAAAAGGACCAGGUGGUUCCUUUCUUUUUUCGACUGCGGUGGACCAUUGGACAGAGAUUCUGCUUCCUGUUUGGCGUGAAACAGUCUGUGUUGCAGAUCUACUGAUGGUGCGAGAACUUUCUCAGGAGCAUCAUUUGCUGUUGGAAUAAGAAAAAGGACUAAACAGGCACAACUGUGACCAAAGAUGGCACAAAAGCUCAAGGAAAGAAUAAAGCAGACACUGUACCACAAAAAUAAUCAACCGGAGCUCUUUUGAACCCGACUACAACACUCGCCUUAUAGUCUUUUUUUCUUGUUUCAUUGCUCUCAAGAUGUAAAUUGUUUGAGGGGUUAUUUUUGUUUUUGCUCCUUUUUUAAAUUUAAACUAACAGGAUAAGCUUUUUUUUCUGUCUAGAGAAUGGGCAGUGUAUAAUUCUGAAAUAAAGGGCGCGUUAUUGAUAAGGGGCACUGGGGAGAAGGAUCCUUUUCAAGUGCUUUCAUAAACUACAGAAGCAGUUCAACUUUUAAGGAUCUGACUAACUUCACCAGUUCUUGUAUAUUUAAUUAUUAGAGCAGGUUUAAUGUUUGUACACACAAAAAGAUGGUUUGAUUUUAAUAGGGAGAAUGGGGAAUUUCCAGAAACUUUCUCUUCCCACCUUGGGAGCUGAUCUAAUUGAAAAAAAAAAAAACAGCCUUUCAGAGUUACUCAUAUUUUCAUGCAUGCUGUUCACCUUAUUUUAGGUACAAUUUUUACAAGUUUGCAAAUACUGUAUUCAAGUGAUAAAACCCUUUAUCUCUGUACACAUAAAGCCCUGAAAGGUUUCACCUGUUUUAUAUUUUGAACUGGCAAAUAAUGCCAUUCACUUGUUUUUAAUGCUGGGGCUGAGGAUGAAAAGCAUAUAGCUCGUUUAGGGUGUGAUGUCUCGUCUGUUUGUGUUAAAAACUGAAAGGGGCCGACUUCUGCUACUAGGACAAGGUGACCUGAAUGUAAAUGCUUGUAGGCGGGCUCGCUGUGAAAUUCAACUUGUACUGUGUGUAUUGGCAGUAAGGUGUUGGGAGUCCAUGUACACUGUUAGACUGUUUGUUACCAUUUUAGCUAAGUGUGGAUUUGGUUUUCUAACAGCUGGUGUGGUGUUAAUAAAGAAGUAUUGGGGCAUUCCUUUUUUUGAGGGUGGAUAUUUUAAUCAUAGGGUGGGGGGGGGGGGUAUUACUAUGAUUUAAAAGACAAUACGGACGAAUAAAGAUUUGAUUGUAGCUCUACAUAGAGUAAUGUAUGACAAAACAAUGGAUCAAAAACAUUAAUUUAAGCAUCAAUAAAUUGUGUUUAACUCUGAAACUGUGUUAUCUCUUUAGAAUUGAGGGACUGUAUAUGCAGUGUGAAAAAAAUGUUUUCAAUAGCUCACUGAGAGGAUUUUAUUUUGUAUUAGGAGCCAUCUUUGUAUUGGUUUCAUUAGGUUAAUUUAGUUCUAAAGCGUGGUGUUUUACUGAUGCAAGGCCUCAGUAUGCUGAUGUCUAUGCUGUGGACAUAAAAAACAACUAUGUGACCUGUUUUUAUUUUCUUUUGGUUGGGGAUACUUAAAGAACAUCAGAUAGGGUGCAAAAUGACGUCCCGCACUACUUCUAUGUCAGAUGAUGGGGGGGGCUAUAAAAGAUCCUUUGAUAUGAUUGGGAAUAGUUUUUUUUUUUUUUUGUCAAUUUUGUUUAAAAUGUGUUUUCACUUGAGCAGACUUUUUGAUGUACAAUUCCUACUAACAGAGUGAAGCCAUUGAAAAUGUUAAUAUUCUAGCACUUUGGUUAUUCAAGGUCUUUUAGAGGCUAUAGCAGCAAAUGAUGCCACCACAAAUGUUUCAGACAUCUUUAAAAGAUUUCAAACAAAACUUUAAAAAAAUAAAUAAAAAUGCAAAUAUUUCGCAGUA